This is a messenger RNA of Trematomus bernacchii (emerald rockcod), 442 nucleotides long. RefSeq names its product non-SMC condensin II complex, subunit H2 (gene ncaph2). Gene Ontology annotation, molecular function: chromatin binding. The record is from RefSeq and is a predicted model, not a curated record. Gene Ontology annotation, cellular component: nucleus; condensin complex. Gene Ontology annotation, biological process: meiotic chromosome condensation; mitotic sister chromatid separation. Lineage: Eukaryota; Metazoa; Chordata; Actinopteri; Perciformes; Nototheniidae.
GAAGAACAUUUGGCGGGUAGUUUGUUUGUUUUUGUGGUGUGCGAUGGAGUCGACGGAGAGCAGGUACGCUCACCUGCUGCAGCCAAUCAGAGAGCUGACCAAGAACUGGGAGAUUGACGUGGCGUCGGAGCUCAAUGACUACCUGGAGGAGUUGGAUGAGAUGUGCAUCACGUUCGAUGGGGGGAAGAUCCGUUUGAAUUUUGCCGAGGCGGCGCUUCUGAUCCAGGGCUCGGCCUCCAUCUACAGCAAGAAGGUGGAGCUGCUGCACCGCCUGGUGUACCAAACUCUGGAGUACAUCAACGACAGCAACAAGAAGAACAGAAAGCAGCGGGCGGUGUCUCCUGGGGACGAACAGGACGAAGAGGACAGAGACGCUGAGGACGUGUUCGACCUGCUGGACGUCGAUGACUCAGAGAAGUCCGAGAGCGAAGAGUCCAACACU